This is a messenger RNA of Saccharomyces mikatae IFO 1815, 2538 nucleotides long. RefSeq names its product cyclin-dependent protein serine/threonine kinase inhibiting protein FAR1 (gene FAR1). The record is from RefSeq and is a predicted model, not a curated record. NCBI's taxonomy places the organism in Eukaryota, Fungi, Ascomycota, Saccharomycetes, Saccharomycetales, Saccharomycetaceae. The transcript has a single exon. The coding region runs from base 1 to 2538 and encodes 845 amino acids.
AUGAAGACACCAACGAGAGUUUCAUUUGAAAAAAAAUUACACACACCACCAAGUGGGGACCGUGAUAUUGAAAGAUCACCACCGAAAAAAUUUCUGAGAGGAUUAUCUGGUAAAGUUUUCAGAAAGACACCAGAAUUUAAGAAACAACAAGCACCUACGUUUGGAUGUAUAGAAGAUAGCCAAUUUACCCCCAAUUUUGGUCUAAUGAUGUCCAAAAGAGGUAACAUACCAAAACCACUAAAUCUGUCUAGGCCAAUAUCCCCCCCACCAAGCUUGAAGAAAACAGCAGGGUCAGUAACAUCUGGUCUUUCAAAAACAGGUCAGCUCAGCACUUUACAAUCGCCAGUAAAUAUCACAAGUAGCAACAAUUUUAACAUCAAAGCUACAAAUUUGACAAGUAGUCUACUCCGAGAGUCGAUUUCUGACUCCACAACCAUGUGUGACACUGUUUCAGAUAUCAAUUUUACGGUUAUGGAUGAAGAUUGUUGUAUCGAUGGAGAUUCGUACGAUGAGGAAGAUUCGCCAAUCUUUAUGGUGAGUUUGGCAAGAAACAUAAAAAAAUGCAACUCACAAUCAGGUCCAAAAAGAUACAUAGGUGAGAAAUGCUUGAUCUGUGAGGAGAGUAUCAGCUCCACAUUUACUGGAGAAAAGGUCGUAGAGUUCACAUGUUCGCAUACCAGCCAUUAUAAUUGCUAUUUGAUGUUAUUUGAAACUCUGUACUUUCAAGGUAAGUUUCCAAAAUGUAAAAUAUGUGGCGAAGUGAGUAAGCCGAGGGAUAAAGAAAUUAUUCCUGAAAUGGUAUCCAAACUCCUAACGGGCGCAGGCGCUCGUGAUGAUGGUCUGUCAUCCAACAUGCAGCAACAAUGGAUUGACUUGAAAUCGGCAAGAAGCUUUACUGGUAGUUUUUCUCAGUUUACACCACAAGAUCAAUUGAUUCGUACAGCAGAUAUUUCAUGUGAUGGGUUCAGAACACCACAUUUAUCUAACAAUGAACAACUUGAGACUGGCAGCUACCUUGAUAGCCCAUUUUUGAGCCCUCCACUUAUUAAUCAAUCGAUAGAAACUGACCCUUUUAAUUUGAGCACUAACGAAGAAUUGGAGUGUCAUGAAAUAAACGAAUGCCCUGCUGAAGUAUGGUUUGAAAAAACAGAAAAUGAGCGUGUGAUGGUUAACUUAAAGUUCACUGAAAUGCGUAGUAACGAUGAAUGUGAUGAUUUAGAGGACUUGCAAGAUGUAAAUUCCGUGAACUGCCAAGAACGAGAAGAAACAGAAAAGGAGUGGAAAAAGAAAAUCGACCAAUAUAUUGAAACUAAUGUGGAUAGGGAUAAGGAAUUCGGGAGUUUGGUCUUGUUUGACAAAAUAAUGUAUUCUGAUGAUGGUGACCAAUGGGUAGACAACAACGUUGUAAUACUAUUUUCCAAGUUCUUAGUUUUGUUCGAUUUUGAUGAAAUGAGAAUCCUGGGUAAGAUUCCAAGGGACCAAUUUUAUCAGGUAAUCAAAUUCAAUGAAAACGUACUCCUCUGUAAUCUAAAAAGCACUAAUAUACCUGAGAUUUAUCUACGAUUCAGUGAAAACUGUGAGAAGUGGUUGCUAGCCAAGUGGAAGUAUUGUUUAGAAAACACCUCAUUGGAAACACUGCCAUUGACUGAAAUCGUUUCCACAGUGAAGGAUCUCUGUAAUACCAAUAUGUUCGAUACAUUAGGGGCGCCACCUAAUAUCAUAGCAGCACAAUAUAACAAUUUUCGUCUACCGUGGAAAAAUUUGCAAAACGAGACGCCUUUGAAGCUUAUAGUAAGUCUGAAUUUGUCACAUGCUGGCGGAGAACUGUACCGCAAGAUACUCUUGAAAAAUGUUCAGCAUAUAUUGGAGGGGCUAAACACAGAAGACUUGCUAGGUAUAGUCGUUGUUGGAAGAGAUGGAUCCGGUCAGGUGGGCCCAUUUGGGACUUUCAUCGGAAUGAUAAAUAAAAACUGGGAGGGAUGGACAACAUUCUUGGAUAAUCUAGAAGUAGUUCCUCCUAACGUUUUUCAUGACGAAGAACAACAGUAUAAGGUCACUUUACAAACUUGUGUAAGAUUAGCAUCAACAAGCGCAUAUGUGGACAUAAAUGGCCGCAUUGGGACUCAAUAUGCCAAGCAAAUCUUAGUUCUCAAUGGUAGUGACAUUGCCGGAAUCGAACGUGAUCAAAAAUUGAAGGACGUCUUUGACGAGUUAUCUAACCAUUGGAAGUACGAAAUUUCGCAACGUCGCAUGGCUCCUAUGGAUGCCGGCAUAAAGCAAUUCUUAGAAGAAAUGCACACUAAGCGCUAUUUAAACGUGACUUUUUGCCGACCACAAGAUACAUCCGAGCAAGUCUAUUUGGGGGACAUGGCCGCGGGUGAACUGAAAACGCGUCUAAUGCAUCCAGUUGAGCACCCGCACUCUGACUUGAUGGAAAUAGAAUAUUAUGACCUCUUGAAGCAGCAAAGAACCUACCACACCUUAGGUGUCUCAACUCCUAGAAUUCAAGUGACCAAGACCCGUACUUCGAGGCCAUAA